AUGCUGCUGGCCGCUCUUGCCGUGGCCUUCACUGUGCUCGCACUCGCUGCAGACGCCGCGUCUUGCAAUUCCACGACUGUAGCGGAGGUCCUGGCGGCGUCGAACGCGUCCACAUGCUCGUCCGACUCGGGCUACUCGGUGACGUCGCUGGUAUCUCCCACGACCGCCGAGAUGGCCAGCAUGUGCUCCAGCAGCGCCUGUCAAGCGAUGCUGACGCAGUUGAAGCAGGUGGAGCCGUCCGAGUGCUCCAUCGGCACCUUUGAGCUCGACGCAGACCUCCUGACACCUGUGGCCGACUAUUGCGCAGCUAAUUCGACGUCCACGUCGGACUCGACCUCUGGCUCCAGCAGCAGCAGUGCAAGUCGUUCGCCAUCUUCAUCAUCGUCGUCGUCAUCGUCUUCU
Molecule: messenger RNA, 402 nt
Organism: Phytophthora sojae
Lineage: Eukaryota; Oomycota; Peronosporomycetes; Peronosporales; Peronosporaceae
Exons: 1
Cellular component (GO): extracellular region
Source: RefSeq, a predicted model, not a curated record